This is a messenger RNA of Botrytis deweyae, 868 nucleotides long. RefSeq lists its product as uncharacterized. Lineage: Eukaryota; Fungi; Ascomycota; Leotiomycetes; Helotiales; Sclerotiniaceae. The transcript is spliced from 4 exons. The record is from RefSeq and is a predicted model, not a curated record. The coding region runs from base 310 to 765 and encodes 151 amino acids. Gene Ontology annotation, molecular function: carbon-sulfur lyase activity.
CGAUGACUCAACCGAAAACAAGCAGGGAGUCAUCUCAUCUGUGCAUGCAUCUCUCAUCUGCCAAAUUUCCCAAAUUGUGUCAAACAAUACCUCAUAUAUUCUAAGCACUUUAUUUUCUUUUUCCUAUUCAUUCUUUCUCGAUGAUUCUUCAGCUCGGAGGAGAUCAAAAUAUCUUAUAUCGGUAGCAAUCUUUGCAAUUGAAUCUCACCUCCUCCUCCGUAUACCUAUCUAUCUAUUUACCCCACAUUUCCCCAUCUCAUUCUAUCAUCAUCCAAUUUAACCAAUAGGCAAGCCAGCGAGCGAGCAACCAUGAACGUCUCCUGCGAAUGCCAAAAUGUGGUUUUUAAAACUCCGUUGGCGAAACCGCUGGCACUUUAUAUUUGUCAUUGUAAUGAAUGCAAACGACAAUCCUCCUCGGCAUUUGGCGCUUCUGCUAUCUUUCCCCGAUUUCCAUUGCCGUGUCCGGAGUUUUUGGCGGUUUAUACUCGUCCCACAGCCUCAGGACACACGGUGAAUUGUUAUUUCUGCAAAACAUGCGGUACACGCCUAAUCCACAGCACGCCUGGAAAGAGUGUUGUUAGUGUGAAGGGAGGGUGUAUCGAGGGAUUGGAUUGGAAACUGGCGAAACACAUUUGGGUUAAGAGGGCUAUGGUUCCUAUCCCUGAAGGAGCAGAAGUGUUAGAAGAGGAACCGAAUUAUGACCCUUACAUUUGUAGGACGACAGAUCUUUUGGAAAAUGGAAAGAUGGAUGCUGGAGCUGCGUGAAAGGGACGUGAGAAUGAAUUGCUGUACUUAGUAAGGAUAGAAGAUGGUAAUGAUUAUUUUAAUAAUUUAUCACUACCGAAAACUACUAACUUUUGAUAAUCAC